UAAAUCAUUAAAAUAAUUAUGGUAUUGAACUACUUUAUUUCUCGUUCUGGAAGAAAAAUUAUGACGAUUCUUGCAGGAACAACGACUGCAGGACUUUUUUUAGUAAACUAUGUUCCACAUACAUUUGGCCUAGAUCGCUAUAAAAAAAUUAUUCAGUGUUACCGAAAUGGUCAACCUCUUUCGUUGUCUCCAAAACAAAUUGAGCUACUAAAUGAUGCUGCUAAAAUCAUAGAUAUUGAUAUAUCUGAAAGAUAUAUGCUAAAUCCGUUUUCCGUUUUUGGCUUCGAUUUGUUUUCAGCUGGAUCAACAAAUUCGAAGUUUGGUGCAAUAAUAGGAAUACCAUUUAAUUAUGAUAUCGAUAAUGUUGCAGAUAUUCAAAAUUGUGGCGUUUGUUACCGUGGUGAGAAAGUUAAUUGGAAUACUGAAAGCGGCAAACUAUUAGAGGAUGCUCUGGUAUUAACAAAUGAUGAAAAAUUAUUUGGGCUUUGUCAAAUUUUACUUCAACUUCAAACACAUCACGUUUUAAUGAAUUCGUUGUUUCCAUCAGUUUCGUUUUUAACUGUGUAUUCUAUUGGUCACUACUUGAAUCAGAGUUUGGAUCUUUUGCGGAGACCACUAAUCUUGAGAAUGUGUCUGUACUUUAUUCUUGGUCUUUUUGGACUUGGAUCAUGGAGCUUUAUGAAAGAUUAUAACCAAGUGACCUGCGAUGCUGAAAUAGAUAAAAAGCUGUCAUCAAUUUCUCCGAAAUUAACGGAAGCUGGUAUUGCUUUCUAUGAAAAACAAUUGAAAAAAAAUAUAGCUUUAAAAGAAAUUGGUAAGGACAAUUCAUUUACAGCAAAAGGAAACAUUAACUACUUUUUGCGGCAGAAAUCUUUACCUUUAACUGUACGGAAAUCUUUUUUUGAAAAUAAGUAUAAAGAAUAUUUGGAUACUUUAAAUUAAAAAAAUAAAAUAUUAAUAAUGUGCGAAAAUUUA
Molecule: messenger RNA, 975 nt
Organism: Calliphora vicina (urban bluebottle blowfly)
Lineage: Eukaryota; Metazoa; Arthropoda; Insecta; Diptera; Calliphoridae
Product: transmembrane protein 177
Exons: 4
Coding region: 19-942 (307 amino acids)
Cellular component (GO): membrane
Source: RefSeq, a predicted model, not a curated record